Oldenlandia corymbosa var. corymbosa is the source of this 1512-nucleotide messenger RNA. The record is from the annotation of a GenBank genome assembly. Lineage: Eukaryota; Viridiplantae; Streptophyta; Magnoliopsida; Gentianales; Rubiaceae.
AUGGAGUCAAAAAUCGAAUACCAAGCAAUGCAGUUCUUGGUUCAGAUCUCAGUCCUCAGUACUCAGAUUGCUGGUUUGGCACGGAUGAUUAAGGAGAGUAAGGCCGAAGGAAAACCAGAGUCUUCAAAUCUGAGUAAGUCUCCUAUAUUGCCUAACCCAUCUGGAAUUCCUAAGGUUAAUUUAGAAGAUGAAUCUCCUAGUCCCUGGAGGGAUAAGAAUGGAAGGAACAACUGGAUGAUUCAGCCAAGAAAGGGGGGGAUAUUCAAGCUGCAGGGUCAAUCACUGGAGGAUUAUGACAGAAAGGAAGCCAUUUACAGGAAGAGGCUAUAUGAGCAGAAAAGAUGGGAGUAUGAACAAAUGAAGGAAAGCCAAUUGGAGGAAAGAAGAAGAUGGUUCAACAGGUUCAAAAGAAGGAGAACAGAUCCUCCAGGGUGGCCAGAAGUGGAAAGUGCAGGCAUACUGAGUGCUAUGAUUAAGGAGAGUAAGGCCGAAGGAAAACCAGAGUCUUCAAAUCUGAGUAAGUCUCCUAUAUUGCCUAACCCAUCUGGAAUUCCUAAGGUUAAUUUAGAAGAUGAAUCUUCUAGUCCCUGGAGGGAUAAGAAUGGAAGGAACAACUGGAUGAUUCAGCCAAGAAAGGGGGGGAUAUUCAAGCUGCAGGGUCAAUCACUGGAGGAUUAUGACAGAAAGGAAGCCAUUUACAGGAAGAGGCUAUAUGAGCAGAAAAGAUGGGAGUAUGAACAAAUGAAGGAAAGCCAAUUGGAGGAAAGAAGAAGAUGGUUCAACAGGUUCAAAAGAAGGAGAACAGAUCCUCCAGGGUGGCCAGAAGUGGAAAGUGCAGGCAUACUGAGUGCUAUGAUUAAGGAGAGUAAGGCCGAAGGAAAACCAGAGUCUUCAAAUCUGAGUAAGUCUCCUAUAUUGCCUAACCCAUCUGGAAUUCCUAAGGUUAAUUUAGAAGAUGAAUCUCCUAGUCCCUGGAGGGAUAAGAAUGGAAGGAACAACUGGAUGAUUCAGCCAAGGUAUACCUACGGAGACGCCCCAAGGAGCAGCACCCCACCUUUUAGAGAUCAAUUAACAAGCCUGCGUGUUGAAGAUGGUGAAGUAUUGAACAACAUUCGCGUGAGUACCGAGAAGUUUAGAGAAAAACAAGAAGAUGAGAAUCUCCUAGACGAAGAACUCGACAAACAUUUGGCUGAUAUCAUCAAUCAAACACAUGAUGCUUUAACCCUGGGUGCAAAUGAUGAGAUAGAGGUGGAGGAUACCCAAAUCCUGGUUGAUGAAGAUCCAUCUUUGCCCUCACAACCUCCGCCGGGUAAAAAAGCGAAACCGUGGUCGAGAGAUAAGAUUGGAGGAGGAAGAAAGAGGAAGGUCCCAAUCCCCCCUCGGACAUCGCAACAACAAACUGAGGGUCAACAAAAUGAGGAUCAAGCACAUUCUUCUCGAGGCUCGCGCAUCCAGGUCGAGACUCAAUUUGAAGACAUUGAUAGACCCGAGACUCAGUUUGACCUUGGUUGA